CACUCUACCACCUUUUAUUACGGAAUUUCCUCUGUUAUUUUGACCCGACAACGAGUGAGUGACAAGUCUAGCAACAACAGUAGCAACGUGAUUUAGUGAGUGGUGACCAAUGUGAGGUGAGUGUGACAUUGCUCUUUGUUACACUUUAAUUACACUGAAGAAGUUUUUUGUUGUGGCUGUAUUGUUUAGUGUGUCAGUUAAGUUCAUUGUUAUCGUGUAUAUUAUCUUUCUUUGAUGGAUGCACCACAAUCGAUUCUCUACAAAUGAGGACUUUAAGUCAUACGAACUGAUAAAAGAACUAUAAAAAAUGAACUCUAAAAAGACAAUACUGUGUUUGUUGUGCUCGUUGGUGGUGGUCGGUGUCGUGGCCGGCAAAGACAAUGAGACGAGUAGAAUUGUGCUUGUGGACCGAUAUCGGUACGACUUUUUAGCGCUAGAGGACAUUUUGUGGGAUGAAAUUUUAGGCUAUUUAGACGAGAAUCUGGAAACCGAUGUCACCGAAGGUGGAGCAGCAGUUACUUUGAUCAGGAAGUACGAAAAAUUUGCAGAUAAGCUUCAGGAGGCAUUUCCACACGACCUGACGUACGGCUUGGACAGUCUUGACAGUGUGUGGGCCAUGCAAUUAGGCCUGUCCGAUCUCAGAGGUAUCUACGGCCUGUACGAGACCUUCCUAAGGUUCCAGAAGCAGCAAACGGCACCAGGCAGAAUUCCAUCACCCAAACAAGCAUGGGUAGAUCUAGCGCAGGCUGUUCUAUAUGACAAAAACAACGUCGAUGAACUGAUGGGCAAGCUUCAAGACACCAUUGUUAAAAAAGAUCUGUUUGCAAAUGCUAAAAAGGAAGUGGAAGGAGACAUGUUAUGCAAUUCUAGACAGUCACCUCAGCAGGUUAUUUACAACCUGUAUAACGCUAUAGCUCUUACAGAGCUUAAAGGAUACUCCAUGAUCCAGUUCUCGUAUAUGCUUUUGAGGCUGUAUAAUAAAGGUAAUUUCACGACAGAGGCUCAAGUAAUGCGUGAUAGAUUUGAAGAAAGGACCAAUAACGCUAUCGAAAUCGUGAAGAAGGUCAUGGCUCAAUCAUCUCGCGAGUUCUGGAAUUGUGAUCCUAAGAAUCAUGUUAAAGGAGUAACAUAUGAAGAAACUACCCAACUGCUACAAGGUUAUGUACAAAAUGAAGUAGACCUAAAUCCAGAUGGAACCUGCAGAGAAAACUGCGCCGAAUAUACUUACACAAAAAGCCAUGGAUGCUUCCAAAACUUAUACUGCAGACAACAGAGGCGUUGUAAUGGAAAAAUAAUCGAUUGUAGAUACUACGAUUCUGAUAUGUGGAUUUGUCCUGCGGAUCCUUUGAGCGGUAGACGCUACGAAUACAUCGAAUACGAGAAUGGAAAAGUCUUGGGAAGAAAGCAAGGAUGCAGUAGAGGCACUACGAAAGUUGACAGCUGGUGGAGAUGGCUGUUCUGGCAUUGCUCGUACUGCUUCUGCCUCUGUGACGAACAAGGAAGCGCCUCUGACAGAUACGUUAACAUGAGACCAACAAUUGCAAACAUUUCUGACAAUAUGGUUGUGGUCGGCUUAAGAUUUAUAAAGAAAAACCGUAUCCUCCAUGUACAAAUACAGGAGGGUAAACUACUUCCACGAGGUAAUAUAGAUGCCGCUACCGUGCGAUGGGUACCAGUUGAAGACUAUAAAAUAACCGAUAGAAAAAUCUAUAGUGGACAAGACUAUCAUACUUUCAGUUGGGAGAAGAGAGCUGUUGAUCUGGAUGAUUUAGAAGCUGACGAUGGAUAUGUAUUCACAGGUGUACGAUUUAAAGAAAUUGGUUCUCAUCUUAAUUUCGAAAUAUACUGUACAAAAUUCGAUUUCGACACUGGAAAACUUAUCAACCCUACUAGUACAAGUAUCUGGAAAGACAACGCCAACACUGAUUCAGCCACCAAGAACCCAAGGAAAAAAGUAUGGCUAGUUUCCCCCGACAUCCCAACCAGAACAACAUCCCCAUCGAUCCCUACAUCAUCUCCAGACAGUUACAUCGAGCUUACCCACACGGACAUAGACAGGGACGCAGCGCAGACCACGGUACCGUUCUGGGAUGCCCAGAGAGUCGAGUCCCUCCAACCAGUACCUCUCAGUGGCGCCGGUAUCUUCCACAAGGGAAGGAGAUUCUUCGGAGGAUUUAUUACUCUCAAGACCAUAUCAUAUAACUUUAGUAAACAUCUGAAGGCUGCAUUUCCCGAAGAUGACAAAGAGAACAAUUUUUAAGAACAAAUUAUUUCUCAGUACUAGGGCGGACCGAUAAGCACUUGGCCUACAAAAGAAAAACGGACAUUUUGGGAAAGGUGGUGAUUUAUUUCUGACCAUAGUCUCUUUUAGCUCAAUACACUUGAUGCAGCGAUGCUUCAACUUCUUUAACCUUCGGAUGACCAAGGGGGUAAAUUUGAACCCCGGCGUAUGUUUUUCUUUAAUAAAUUCAAAUUUCAAUUUUUUACUCAUUAUUUUUUUAUUUGACUUUUAUAUCAUUCUAGAUAUCCUCAUAUUUUGAAAUAAAAAAAAACCCUAUAUUUUACGAAUAAAAAAUAUAUUCUAAAGUUGAUGUUUGGUAAAAUACCGUCUAUUAUGUGGAAUUCCAAGUAGUUUUACACUGCGCGUUAUCAAAAUCUAUUUUUAGACUGUGGUGCCUGUUAUGUAGGUACGAAUCAUGACAUUCCUGUCUGCUACAGUUAGUCAUUAUUAAUAUUUCCUGGCGUAUAUUAUUAUAGUUUCUUAGUAUUUUGUGUACAUAUAAGAUAUGGCUCGCAAAUAUCUUACUGAGGCUGAAUUACAGGAAAUUAUUACUGCUAACGAUUUUGAUAAUGAUAUAGAAGAUGAAAUAGUAUCAGAAAACGAGGAUGUAUUGUUAGAUGAAGAUUUAAAUGCUGAAAACAUUCAUUCCAGGUCAUUUUGGGGUCAUUUUUUACCCCCGUUGGUCAUCCGUGUAACAAAAAAAAGUUGGUCAUCGGAAGGUUAACCCGUCUGAAAAAUACGUUUUCUCGAGGUCUGCAAAGUAGGCUUCUGUGGCGGCGAUGAACUUCUCAUUCGACUUAAAUUUCUGCCCGGCGAGUAACUUUUUCAAGUUUGGAAACAAAAAGUAGUCCCACAUGGCCAAAUCUGGAGAAAACGGUGGAUGGAACAGUAGUUCGUAGCGUAAUUCGACCAAUUUGACCAUGGUGACGGAGGAGGUGUGAGCCGGCGCGUUGUAAUGGUGGAAGAGCACUUUUUCCCCCAAAUGGGGCUGUUUUUUUCUUCAAGUCGACGUCGAAUCGACUCAAUAAUGCGGCAUAAUAAAUCCCUGUUACCGUUUUGUCCCUUUUCAGGAAGCUAAUGUAAAUCACACUUUGUGAAUCCCAGAAAACGGUGACCAUUUUCUUUUCUGGCUGAUAGGAUUGUUUUCGCCUUUUUCGGAGGACAUUUGCAGGGUGUCGUCCACUGUUUCGACUGUUCUUUGGUCUCUGGUAUGCACCAGUGGAUCCAUGUUUCGUCGACAAUGAUGAAGCAACGUAGAAACUCGUUCGGAUUACCCUUAAACAGCUUCAAACACUGCUUGGAAGUGGUUUCAUGAUUGCGCUUGCUGCCCUGAGUGUUCAAACGUGGCAACCAUCGCUCUGACAGCUUUCUCAUGCACAAAAUUUCAUGCAGGAUAUGGCACACGCGAUCUUUUGAGAUGCAGAUUGUUUCAACUAUCUCGCGCACCUUCAGUCGGCGUUCAGACAAUACGAGAUCGUGGAUUUUUUUACGUUAUUCUCCAUGAUAAUCCUUUUAUGAGCACCUUGGUGUGACUUUUCAAAAGCCUACGUGCAACUACGUUGAAAAUUGUUAAACCAAUUUUCGCCAUCAAAGGAGAAGAGUUGCCGUACCAAGCUCUCAUUGAUUCCAAUGCGCAAUUUCCCUUCCAAAAACAAGAAUAGAAUAACCGACCGAUAUUGCUCUUUUUUUAUUUGUCUUAAAUUCCCCUGACACACGCUGUCAAAACAAAACUACGAGUCCCAUUUGGCUGAGAUUUUGAUAUAGGCCGUCUACAAGAAUGUAUAGACUAAGAGCCGCUACAGACCUAUAAGAUAAGACCCUAUAACUUAAAUAGUAGAACCUAAAAGAAAACGUAUGAAUAGGGCUUUUCAUUCACAGUCAUUUGUUUCGAGCUUCUGUCAUGUGUCACAUAAUAUUAAUAUAUCUACGUCAUACGUUAUUGGUAUAUAACAAUGAUACAAACUAGAGACGUAUGGCGUAGAUAUAUUAAUAUUAUGUGACACAUGACAGAAGCUCGAAACAAAUGACAGUCGAUGAAAAGCCCUAUACUGUGCCGUCACUUUUCAAUGGCACAUGCGUCGACAGUGGCGCAGUAAACUUUCCACUUAUGGACGGGAUAAAUAAAUUAAAAGGUCCCCUUCCUCUCUCCCAGAAUUAAUUUUUUUUCAUUUUUUUAAGUUCUAUGUGACUAAAAAAUAAGACAGCUUAAUUUCAACCCACCACCCCCUUUCCCUUUCCCCACCACCAAAAACUUCAAUUUUCGUUUUUAUUUUUUUUUAGGUGGGAUGCAAUCAAUUUUAAAAUUUCAAAAAAUCCACACGGAUAGUUGAGCCUCUUACAAAACAUGUCUAUUUUUAUAGACCCUUAGGUUAAGUGUACAUAACCUCAAAAAAUUUUUAUUUUGGAAAAAAGCACAUAACUUUUUUGUGGGAAUGGCUGCAGGUCUAAUUUUUUUUAAUCUUGUGUAUUUUAUCAAACACUAUAUUUCUGAUUUUUUUCAGAUUUUUCCGUAAGGUUCGUCACCUUCAAAAAUCCGAAAAACUGUUUUUUGAGUGGUUUUUUGGGGAUUUUCCCAAUUUUAUAGACCUCAAAAUAGAUGAAAUCAAUGUUUUUUAUAGGUUAUACAGAGAGGUCCUAAAUUAUGGAAUAAAUUCAUUUUCUCUAAAAUGGACGACUAUAGAGAAAAAUCCUGAAACAGGUUGAUUUUAGUUUUUAAAUUACAACUUUUUGGCAUAUAUUUCAUACUAGUGACGUCAUCCAUCUGAGCGUGAUGACGUAAUCGAUGAUUUUUUUAAAUGGGAAUAGGGGUCGUGUGGCACCUCAUUUGAAAGAGCGUUCAAUUUUCUAUUCAGUAAUACAAACAUUAAUAUCAUUAUUUAUACAGGGUGACCAAAAAAAUAAUUUUUGAAAUAAAUUAAUUGACGAAAAAAGAAAAAUGUAUGCAAUUUAUUUAACUCAAAAUACAUUCUAUCGCUGUCACAAAAUAGAAAAAAAUGUUUAUUUGGCAAAUAAACCUUGCUUUUCGCUUAAAUUAAAUGUUCAAACUGCCAAGUGGUAGGUGGGAGGCUGUUUGUGAUUUAAUUUAAGCGAAAAGUAAUGUUUAUUUGUCAAAUUUUUUCAUUUUAUUCAAUGUCAUUUUUUUUUGUAUUUGCUGACAGCACUAUAAUGUAUUUUGAGUUAAAUAAAUUGCAUACAUUCUUCUUUUUGCGUCAAUUAAUUUAAUUCAAAAAAUAUUUUUUGGUCACCCUGUAUAAAUAAUAAUAUUAUUGUUUGUAUUACUGAAUAGAGAAUUGAAAACCCUUUCAAAUGAGGUGCCACACAACCCCUAUUCCCAUUUAAAAAAAUCAUCGAUUACGUCAUCACGCUCAGAUGGAUGACAUCACUAGUAUGAAAUAUAUGUCAAAAAGUUGUAAUUUAAAAACAAAAAUCGACCUGUUUCCGGACUUUUCUCUAUAGUCGUCCAUUUUAGAGAAAAUGAAUUUAUUCCAUAAUUUAGGACCUCUCUGUAUGUAAAUUAAAAUAACUGAAUCCUUUAGAACAUUUAAAAGUUCAAACCCCCUAAAAAACAGUUUUUUGCAUUUUUGAAGGUGACGAACCUUAUGGAAAAAUCUGAAAAAAAUUAGAAAUAUAGUGUUUGAUAAAAUACUCAAGAUUAAAAAAAAUUAGACCUGCAGCCAUGCCCCAAAAAAAGUUAUACGCUUUUUUCCAAAAAACAAUUUUUUUGAGGUUAUGUACACUCAACCUAGGGGUCUAUAAAAAAUAGACAUGUUUUGUAAGAGCCUCAACUAUUCGUGUGGAUUUUUUGAAAUUUUAAAAUUGAUUGAAUCUCACAUAAAAAAAAUAAAAACGAAAAAUGAAGUUUUUGAUAGUGGGGGAAGGGAAAAGGGGGUGGUGGGUUAAAAUUACGCUGAGCCUUAUUUUUUAAUCACAUUUAACUUAAAAAAAUGAAAAUGAAAUCACAUAUAUAACUUAAUUCUAGGAGUGAGGAAGGGUACCUUUUAAUUUAUUUAUCCCGUCCGUAAGUGGAAAGUUUGCUGCGCCACUGUCGACGCAUGUGCCACUGAAAAGUGAUGGCACCUUUAUACGUCCAUGGAUAGCACAGUCUUCAUACGUUUUCUUUUAGGUCCUACUAUUUAAGUUAUAGGGUCUUAUCGUGCCUAAAAUGAUUAGCAAAUUUCACCUAUAGCGGCUCUUAGUCUAGUAUUAUACGAUAGUAGAUUUCUUUCGCGAUAGUGGCGCUAUCGGGCGGAGAGGCUGAGUACUUAUCGGACCGCCUACGUACAAUGAGAAAUUGUUUAGCAAUUUAGACAGUAUGGCUAAAUUUUUAGCCAUAAUUUUUGUGCGAUUAAAACAGUGGGUUUAGAUAUACACGUCGGAAAACACGUAAUACGGUACCUAGUUUUUAAAACACUUUGGAAACGUAUUGCUACAAUUCUGGUCAGGAAUAUUAGCAAAUAAUCUAUUCUAUUAAAACUUUUAGAUUUACAUUUUUCUUUCGCAAACGAAAUUAUUCAUUCCCUAGAAUGACCUUGAAGGUUUCAGCUACUUGUGUCGACCUAUACUGUAGUUUACUAGACUCCACCUGUUGCCAAGUUGAACCUUUAUUGAACCAAUAUCUUGCGAAUUUAUAAUCCUAGACUAGAUACAAAAAUUGACGUACUGAAUAAUUUUAUUCGCGGAUGUUUUCGGGUGUAUUCUAAACCCAUCUGGACGGUAAAAUACCCACUGUACUAUAUUCUUAAGUUAGUGGCAUAUUAUCGCUGUGAUGAAAUGAAAAAUAGUUAAAGCCAUUUACCAUAUUCUAGUUUAAUGUUUAGUGUUAUAAUUUUUGUGAUAGAAAUAAAAGAUAAAAUUUUA
Messenger RNA from Diabrotica virgifera virgifera (western corn rootworm), 7138 nucleotides. RefSeq lists its product as uncharacterized. The record is from RefSeq and is a predicted model, not a curated record. The transcript has 10 exons. NCBI's taxonomy places the organism in Eukaryota, Metazoa, Arthropoda, Insecta, Coleoptera, Chrysomelidae. Bases 308 to 2260 code for a protein of 650 amino acids.